CAUCAUAAUAAUGGUCAGUUUUGGGAGCAGACUAUGGUGUGGGGUGGAGAAGUGGUGCCGCCACCUGCCCAUCAUGCUCAAUACAGCUCUGGUAUUCUCCAUCACUGCUGAAGUGAGCUAUCUGGUGUUGGUGGAGGCCCCCCUCGAACCAGAUCAAAAGAAAUCACAGUGGUCAGUUUAUUGGAAGACCAUGCACCUGUUGGCGCAGUGCUUCAUGCUGGGAAGCAUCACCUGGAACGCCUCGCUGUUUGUUAAAACCAGCCCGAGUAUCCGAGGAGUCUUCCUCAGUGGGGAUAGUGUCGGGCAGGGGUGGAGAUAUUGUUACACCUGUGAGGCGCACACACCUCCACGCUGCUCGCAUUGCUACGACUGCAACGUGUGCGUGCUGCGCCGUGACCACCACUGCGUUUUCUUCGGCCAGUGCGUGGGCUUCCGCAAUUACCGCUACUUCCUGAGCUGUUUGCUGUUCAUGUGGGCCGGUCUGUUCUAUGCUGUUGUGAUGAAUGCUGGGGUGUUUAUCGUCAUUCUAAAGGAAGGAGUCACCUUGCACAGUUUGAUGCUGCUUUUAGUUCCCUGGAUUAUGCUGGUCACAGGUCAGGUGACGGCGCAGGCUUUCGCCUUUGCGUUCAUCGCCGACACCUGCGUGGUGGGAUUCCUACUGGUCUCUGCCUUCCUAUUUUUUCACGUGGGACUGAUGCUGAGAGGGCAGACGACGAGGGAAUGGUACUCGACCCGAAGGCCCUACAGCCUCGGAGUGUUUUCCAACAUCCGUGAGUGCCUGGGUAAGCACUGGUACAUCUGCUGGCUCUGUCCUCUCAUUCCAUCUGCUCUGCCCGGAGAUGGCAUCAACUUUAGGAUCACUGGCUCCCUAAACCCUGCAAAGUGAAAAUGCUUCGAAUUGAAGAGUACACUGAAGUAUUCUUGUUUUUAAUUUGAUGCAAAAACUGUGAAUGCAACACAUGAUGGGUUUCACUCUGCAUGGUCGAAUUGGCUGGAUAUAUGAAUGUAGAACUAUAAUUGAUGUGAAGUCUUGGGUGUUAUUGCAGGUGUGAGCCUGAUUAUUUUUGCAGCACUGAGUGUGUAGCACGAGCACUGAACUAUGUACUUGUUUACCAGCUAUUAAGGGACAUUUACCAGCUAUUUUAGCAUCUUGAGUACCAGCAAGAAUUUAUUUUGCCUAAAUUCUGUAUGAAGAAAAU
Messenger RNA from Trichomycterus rosablanca, 1199 nucleotides. RefSeq names its product zinc finger DHHC-type containing 24 (gene zdhhc24). The record is from RefSeq and is a predicted model, not a curated record. Bases 11 to 886 code for a protein of 291 amino acids. The transcript is spliced from 3 exons. Gene Ontology annotation, molecular function: palmitoyltransferase activity. NCBI's taxonomy places the organism in Eukaryota, Metazoa, Chordata, Actinopteri, Siluriformes, Trichomycteridae.